GCUACCAGAGAGAAGAGAAAGGGCAGAAAAAGCGCGGGCCGAUAAACUGAGCGUGGCGCGCGUGGGUGGCUCGUCCAUGCGGCCGGUCGGCUGUGCACGCCGGUCGAGACUCGAACGCACUCUUGGUUUGCCCUCGAUCUUCCCACACCACCUCCAUUAUGCAACUCUACCUUGCGACCCUCGCGCUCAGUCUCGCCAGUAUCGUCGAUGCGCAGCCCAUCUCGGCCAUUGGGUACCCGGGCAACCUCUUCUUUGCGCAAGCGUCGAGUAGCGCGAUCGCCCAAGCGGGCACGCUUCAGCACGCCAAGAGCAACUUUGCCAACCACGCCGACAGCAACAGCGGCAACGUUGGCAUCGCCAAGUCGCUCGUGAUCGACAGCAACCACGCAAGCCAAGAAGCCAACGACCGCGGCUACCAAGACGCGACAGCACAAAAGAAUGCGCUCCAGCAGAGCCAGACGCGCACGGGUGCGAACGGCGCCGUUCUCUCGCCGUGGGUGCGCCACCUCCUUGGCAACUGCGGCGGGUUGGGCUGUGGUGGCGGCUGUUUUGGCUGCGCGGUGCCGCCAUCGGUCUUGUCGGCCGCCAACAAGCAAGCCAGUGCGCUCAACCAAGGGGGUACGUACAACGAAGCGAACCAAGGCCGCGCCUCGGAUGCCCGCCAGCACGCCAAUACGCAGCAAAUUAUCAAGCGCGACAUUAACCAGAAGGGCUAUGCCAACGCCAACGCCAACUCGGAGUCCAAUGCACACGCGCUCUCCAAGGGCAACUUUUUCGCGGCCAACAACAUUGACCAAAACCAACUCGUGGUCCAGAACCCGGGUCUCUUCUUGCGCCGUGCCUAGUUGCCAUGGCGUGCGUCAACUAAGAUCUUAGCAUCGCUGAUUGUGCAAACUCGAUUGAAUGGACGAAAAAUCUAUUUUUAGCAAUUGUGUCG
This is a messenger RNA of Saprolegnia parasitica CBS 223.65, 937 nucleotides long. RefSeq lists its product as hypothetical. The transcript has a single exon. Lineage: Eukaryota; Oomycota; Saprolegniomycetes; Saprolegniales; Saprolegniaceae. The coding region runs from base 159 to 845 and encodes 228 amino acids. The record is from RefSeq and is a predicted model, not a curated record.